This is a messenger RNA of Trematosphaeria pertusa, 1119 nucleotides long. RefSeq lists its product as uncharacterized. Gene Ontology annotation, biological process: proteolysis. Gene Ontology annotation, molecular function: metalloendopeptidase activity. The record is from RefSeq and is a predicted model, not a curated record. NCBI's taxonomy places the organism in Eukaryota, Fungi, Ascomycota, Dothideomycetes, Pleosporales, Trematosphaeriaceae. The transcript has 4 exons. Bases 1 to 1119 code for a protein of 372 amino acids.
AUGAAGAUCCUCAAUCUCCUCACUGCUGCGCUUGCUGCGAUCCCGUCCGCCCUCGGCUCCCCUCUACGCCGUGACUUCAAUAUUUCUUCUUUCAAUCCGGGCCCAGUCUGCACGUCAACGCUUCCUGUGGUCAACAUCUCCGCUAGCAAUCCCCAGUUGGGCUUUGCAGAAUUCCUCUCCUCCGGAGCCCGAGCUCCAUGGCCGGUUGACGAUUCAGGCACCCGGACCGUGCGAUACUGCUACGUCGACAAGAAUGCGCAGACUGUCCUGGACGAGAGUUUCAAAGCUGCGCAAAAAAUCUGGAUCGAUGCUCUCGGAGGGCCCGCCGGCGCACAAUCCAGACACGGCCUUGCAUUCCGCGAAGUCAACGACGGGACCGGUGAACUGUACUGUUACAUCGGCUACCAGGACUUCAACAACAGGGGCAGCUGGAACAUCGCCGUGGAAGACGAUGUUCUUGCGAUCCACUUGAGCACAAAGAGAGAAAUGAAAUCCAUGGUUGGCUACCUCCCGGUGGAGAGGUGGUCCCUCGAUAUCGAGGGUCGACACUACAUGCUGCUUUCUCCGGUCCCGCCUGAUCAAACCUGGUAUACUGCACACGAGAUAGGGCACACGUUGGGAAUGAUACACGAGCACAGUCGCUGGGACCGCGAUUUCUACGUAUUCUAUGCCUGCAAAAACGUGCCCGGAUACGCCGAGGCGGUGGACAGAGCAAAGGCUGCCAACGAAUUUUUGCCCCACAACGCAGUAUGCAGCCAGCGCGAGGCCGCGCUGAAAUACGGCUUUCUCGCUGGCCUCGAUUUCAUCUACGGCGGGGGUGAAGCACCCUGGGACAUGACGGACGGCGACCCCGGCUUCGACCUGUCGUCAAUUAUGCUGUACGACUCGACGCAGUACUCACCUCCCGAGUGCAUGUACGGUUUCCACAGCCGUUGCGUUUUGAUGAAGUAUAAGACUGUCAAUGGCAUCAGGGUAACGGACGAGUUAGAGCCUAUCAUGUCGAAUAAAGUCCCUUCGGCUGCCGACGUCAUGUUCGUGAAGAGGUGGUACCCUUGGACUGGGGCUCCAAAUCCGCAACCGGGAAUGCCUGCAGGUACAUCUCCGGAAAAUGUGGAUUGA